UAGUGUGCUUCCGCCUACGGAGAGAAAGUAGCCCCGGUGUGUGUUGUUUGAAUUUCUGCUCCCUGCUGUGGUGCUGAGUGAAGGGGAGUGCGGCGGGAGCUCCCGGCCUGGCUGGGGACUCUUGUCUGGUGGUUCUUCUGAGGGGCUUCCCUGAGGGGGCCGCGCUGAGGUGGGAGGUGGAGAGAUCCCAUCGGCCGGGGCAGCGGUAAUGCGGCUGUGUGUGUGAAGGAGGCGGCAGCGGCUGCGCGGGCUGAGGGGAGCGAGCUCCGCCGGGCGACCCCUCGGUCUUGUGGGAGAGCCGCCCUCCGGCAGGACAUCUUCCCUCGAUAAGCCCAGGCUUUCUGUGUCUGACGGCCAGGGACUGUGUAGAGGACUGAGAAGAUGUUCUGAUUUCCCCGGUGCUCCUAGACUUCUGAAUGAAAGCAACGACUAGAUAUGGAGAACUUGGUGGCUGGCUCCACGCUGCCUCCAGGCUUUGCAGAUGAAGAUGGAUCUAAGGAAGGUAGUGAAAUUACUGUAACUGGAUUAGCUCAUUCUGAGAGUUCGUUCAGUGGUGGAACUUCACAUUCUGUGAAUAACCCGGAUUUGGUGGAAGAUUUGUCACAGGUUCAGCAGCUGCAGAAUGAGUCCUCUAAUGCUGCUGAAAACACUGAGCAGAAGCCUGAGGAGGAGCAGCAAAGAACUAAACGAGGAGGCUGGGCCAAAGGGAGAAAAAGGAAGAAACCCCUUAGGGACACCAAUGCCCCCAAAUCCCCCCUCACAGGGUAUGUGCGAUUCAUGAAUGAGCGUAGGGAGCAGCUUCGAGCGAAGAGGCCUGAAGUCCCUUUCCCAGAGAUCACCAGGAUGCUGGGCAAUGAAUGGAGUAAACUGCCUCCUGAGGAGAAACGGCGAUACCUUGAUGAAGCAGAUAGAGAUAAGGAGCGUUAUAUGCGGGAGCUGGAGCAGUAUCAGAAGACUGAAGCCUACAAAGUCUUUAGCAGGAAAGCACAGGACAGACAAAAAGGCAAAUCACACAGACAAGAUGGAGCAAGACAGCCAGCCCACGAUCAUGAGAAGGAAGCAGAUACAAAGGAGAGAUCUGUUUUUGAUAUUCCAAUCUUCACGGAAGAGUUCCUGAAUCACAGUAAAGCACGUGAAGCUGAGCUGCGGCAGCUGCGUAAAUCCAACAUGGAGUUUGAAGAGAGGAAUGCUGCUCUGCAGAAGCAUGUUGAGAGUAUGCGUACUGCGGUGGAGAAAUUGGAGGUGGAUGUGAUACAAGAGCGUAGCCGCAACACAGUGCUGCAGCAGCAUCUAGAGACUUUACGCCAAGCACUCACAACCAGCUUUGCUGGAGUCCCGCUACCAGGUAGCGGGGAAACACCCACGAUGGAAACUAUUGAUUCCUACAUGAAUAGGCUGCACAGUAUUAUUAUGGCUAACCCACAGGAGAACGAGAACCUCAUAGCCACAGUCCGAGACGUGGUAAACAGACUUGAACGCUAGUGACUGGGUUUCCUGACCCAGGGAUGCUUUACAAAAUUGUUUUGGCCAGUGUGGAAUAAGAAGCCAUGAGGGAAAGACUAGGGGUGGGAGGCAGAAUUGCAGGUUUGUCCUGGUCCCUGCCUUUGUGGUUUGUCAGUGAGACAAACAGAUCAAUGCAUUAAAAGGUCUUAAGAAGCCACGGACGCCACCCAUUAAACAUUUGGAACUGCCCUCCGCGUAAACAUUUAAGAGCAUGCAACUGUUGUGCAAUCUUCAGUUUCUUUUUAAUUUUGCUGGGCAUGAGGGUGCGUACAUUCUGUGGACUGGCUGGCUACGGAGAUGAAAUCUCGCGGUUCGUGAAAUGGUCAGCCUAUGUGUUGUAGUAAUAACUUUGAUGUGUUGUAUUGCCUACUGUCUUCUAGUGUCUUUUGUUUUUAUGUUUAUCUCGUGGGAUUACCUUUCUCCACUUUAGUUUUCUUCUUUUGAUCUUGUUAUUGGAUACUUGCAGUACUGGAUAGCAGCGCUUAUGUUCUCUACUAUAACAGGCAGUCUUCCUUGGUGCACUGUCUUGUCCUACCCUACCUGCUAUGUUUAUAUAAAGCUUUUCUUAAGCAGAAUCCUGGCUUUUUGUGUUAGCCUGCAACUUCUACAAUGUGAGUUUGCUCCCUGCUAGAGACUGGCUGUGGUUGGUGCUUUGUGACUUGAUUCUACUGAGACAGGCUUCCUCUCUCCCCUUUCUCUUCAAGCACCUCUCUUGCACGUAGCAUCCUGCUCUUCUGUGAGGGUCUGCUGUUAUCCCCCGAAAAUGUUUGGAGCAUUUUACUUCCACAAAGGUCAGUAGUAAUCAAGAUAGAAAGUGAAACAUUAGUUCUUCUCAGUUAGCAGUGAAAAUGGGAAUCUCCAUUUUAGACUAAAAAUACAAAGCUUGCCUUUCCUCCGAUGUAUUACUCAGUCUAAUGUUACUACCUUGAUUUUGAGAAUGAUCUCAUGGUGAGAGUGGUAUUCUAUAAAAAGAGAAAUGAGCAGAGGGAUUGCAAUUUUUUUUUCUGCCCUCCUGAAAUCAGUGCUGGGAAGCAAUAUGCCUGGAAGCAGCACACGUAUUUUUGCAAGAAUUAUUAGAGCAGAGAAGGUGAUUAGCAACUAAUCCACAUAGCAGCCCACAGAAUUCUACAUUACAGCCCAUAAGUGCUUUCACCUUUUGUAGCAUUAAAGUACAGCCUGUGGAGCCUAUAGCAUUUGACAUACUAUGUUCCAGUGUGACCUACAUGGCCUUUUUCCCUUACAUCAAGUAGAACUCUGCAUGCUAGAGUCUGUAAUCUUGCUGAGCUACGCUGCACCUCCUGUCAAUGAUGAAGGCACCUACUGUCUGCACUAACUUACACAAAUCAUUUGCUGCCCUUUGGUUCCUGUCAAAUUGUUAAUUCAGACUUUGGUUGAGCACUUGUUGGGUGUCUCUGGGCUUUUAUGGUAGUGGUUGAAAUGUUCUUUCUUCCAAGUGAUAAUCUCCUUGCUCCUCCUUAAGAAAUCUUUGAUUACCCUGUUAUGAAUUGGAGAUUGCUUUCAUUACUGGAGUGCAUUGCAGUCAGCAACACUUUUAAUGUAUCCGUAACUCAAGUAUUGGAAGAUUAAAAAGCAGUUUCUUCUUUUCUCACGCUGUACAUAUGGACUUCAUGCUUGCCUGAAGCCAUCUCCAGGUCAACACCUUGUAUGUCAGGUCUCUGCUUACUCAUGGGCUUAUUGCUGUAGCCGAGCAGCAAGGAUUUCCAUGUAAAUUCAAGUCUUCCUUCAGGAAAGAGACUCCUUUCUGUUGUCUUCAGUCUCAUUUUCAAGACUUCACAAAAAGGAACCUCAAUUUGCUGCAUUGACCUUCAUUUUCCUUAGCAUGGAUGAGACCAGCUGAUGUUGGCAUGAAUGUUUUAGUGGAUUCUACAACAAAUAUUGUGUGGGGGGAAAAAAAUCCCAACAGGUUAAUAAUGUCUCCAGAAGAAGCACCGAUACCUUCAUCUCCUGUGUGUAUCUUGUUUUUUAGAAUUGGUGAUAUUUGACUUUUAUUGAAGUGGCCAAAAUGUACUGCAUAGCCAAAAAUCGAUUUACAAAAUUCUAAAGUUCAGUCUGUGGCAUCUUACCUAAUACUUGGUGUUGUAUCCGGUGAAGACUCAGAAAUUGCUCUGUAAUAUGAUAGUAGGAUGCAAUUCCAGGCUGUGACAUACACAUACUGUAAAUAAGGUAUGGGUGGCGGCAGGCUGCCCCUGCUUAUGUAAAUUCCAUGCAACUAUCAGCUCUUGGCAUACUGCUAAUACAUCAUUCUGUAGAGUAGCAUGCAAGUGUUAUGGGAUAGGAAAUUUAAGGUGAUACUGUUAGCUGGGGGCUGACAAAUCUUUUGCUUUUUCCCCACAAGGAAGGAGGGGAGGUGGCAUACCCAUCUUAAAGCAUCUGGGGACAGAAUAAGUUCUUGCUCACCAAUGAUGUGAUAGAUGAUGUUUUGUCUCAUUAAGAAGCUUUUUAUUUAAAUUGAUUAACCCUAUAAAAAUGGAUUUUGAGUUUCCAGGGUUUUCUGAGUGUCACUUCAGUUUACAUUUUUCAGUGUUGGCUGAUUAAAAAAUGAAAGUAAAAAAUCAAGUGGGUGUCAAGGAGAAGAGCGGGAUAAAAUGCAUUUGUCACUUAGAGAAAUGUUAAGACAAAUAUGUGAAAACAGAAUCCAUUUGCUGGAUUAAUGUGUCUGGAAUUGUUGAGAUGCCAAGUUUUCUGUACAAUGUUUUUGUAAUUAAACUUUGGAGUUCCUUUGUUUCUAAGAAGUUGAUGACACUUGUUUGACACUUGCUUCAUUAAAAUUGUUCAACAUUGAAUCCAUUCUGAUUCAAUUUCAACUGCAUUUUCAUGAAAGAACUAUUACUAGCAUUGCUGUCUUGUCUGAGAGAUUUUGGCAACUUCACGUUAACCUUUGAAAGGAAAUAACGUGCCCCUUCCCCCUCUCCAUCCUAAGCUUAUCUUCCUCUGAAAAACGUUAAAGGAAGUAGUUAUUAUUUAUAGUGAUGAAAACAUCAGAGAUCUUUGGUUAUAGCUAAUUGUUAUCAGGGCUCUUCCUGUCAUCUUUGUUCCCCAACUUGGGUAACACUUAAAAUGUCAUGAGUUUCUCAGCCCUUUAUUGACAUCCUUGUCUUCCUUUGUCCUCCCUAAGUUCCCACUGCCAUAUUUAUUUUCUUUUCCUAUAAGAACCUUCUGUAUCAUACCUAUUGCCCUCCACUUGGUUUUCUUUUCCCCUACUAGAUUUUUAUCAUGUAUCUUCCCUUCUGCUUGCUGAGUAUGGAGCUGAACUGUGGCCUUGUGAAAUUUCUACUUUGGAUGUAGAUCCUCUGUGGGGGGAGUUUGGAUGACUUCUGCCAGCACUGGUGCUCUUUCUGAGAUCAUAAUGCUGUAAGCAACUGUGUCUUUAUGUUACUUUUGUGGUCACAUCUCAUUAUUUUGAUUGCCAACAUUAAUGCCUGGUCUUUCUGUAUACCAGCAGGCUUGGUUCAGAUAAUAUCUACUAUCUGAGAGAGAUUGCAUGCUUAGAUUUACAAUGCUUUGGAGACUUUUGUAAAAUGCCACUUAUGAAAUGAUAAAGAUACAAAAAAAAAUAGAAGGAAUGUAGGGAAGUCUCCUGUAGGAGAAGAGCUGCCACAUGACAUGGGCUAGUCUGGAGUUGGAGAAGGUAGUAGCAAAACAGGUGCACACCUGGAGGAAAAAAUAAGAGCAAAGCAGCAAUGAGUUCAUAAGACAAAGAUCUAGUUCCUUUCUAACCUGUGGUGCUGUACAUGGCGUCAGGAGCAGAUGGUGGUCAAUCAUGCUCAAUUUAAGACGAUGUAGUGUAAUAUUUCCACUGUUUUGUUCUGUUUGUUACUCUGUUUAGUCUGCUGCUGGUUAAUUGGACUGAUAAUUAGUAAUCAUUUAAGGGAAGUUAGGGAAAUUUGAGGGCUUUGGGCUCUUUUAAGAGAAAAAGAUCACUUCCUUUUUCCUCAGGCAGGUUCAUGUUGAUAAUGUAUUUCGAAUCUGAAAUUAGAUCUUUUUUAAUCUUUUGCUUUGGUUAAGUUGUAUCCUUCAGAGUUAGAAGUACAUUCAUGCCUAUCUUGUACUUCUACCAUGGAGUUUUUCUGCUUGUGAACCAUGAGUAGUGUUGCUGCUUUUCUUCCUCAUUGCUUGUAAUAUUUUUAAACUUUAACUUUUAAAAAUAUAUUCAUGAUUUGCCAGCUUAAUUGCAAAAUCUCUGGAUUUUGUAUGUAUUGUACCAUUUUGGUAUGUGGUAAAAUAUCCACAUCCAUUAUGUAAUACAAGGACUAACAUUUAUAUAAAACUGAUUUAUGGGUUAUAUUAAUAAACCUGUAAUUCUUA
Messenger RNA from Grus americana (Whooping crane), 5829 nucleotides. It is a transcript of the gene HMG20A, whose product is annotated as high mobility group 20A. The record is from RefSeq and is a predicted model, not a curated record. Bases 436 to 1482 code for a protein of 348 amino acids. Gene Ontology annotation, biological process: regulation of gene expression. NCBI's taxonomy places the organism in Eukaryota, Metazoa, Chordata, Aves, Gruiformes, Gruidae. Gene Ontology annotation, cellular component: nucleus. The transcript is spliced from 11 exons.